AUGGGAGGUCGUGGACGAGGUGGUGGAGCCGCUGGCACAACGAUGCGCAAUGUGGCGAAUGCUCUCGGUAUUGCUCGGCACGAAAUGUCACGAAUGGCUCAACAGCAGCAGAAGCUCGAACCUCCUCCUCUUUAUCCAAAAGUCCAACGCGAUCCGAUUCCAUUGGAAAUGACGUCUGAUAUGGUUUACGUGUCACGGCUGAAAAUGGAAUUGGACCAGCGAUUGCGAGAUUCGCCGUAUUUCAUUGAGGCCGAAAAGAAAAAUGAUGUGAAGCGAUAUCUCGACAAAUAUUCGAUUGUGAAACGAGAAAAAUUAGAAUUAGACAUGUCUUGUAUGCCAGCGGAACUUUCAUGGAGGCGGAAUCCGAUGAAGAAAUCUGAACCCAGUGCAAAACGGCGAAAAAUCGAUAAUUCGGAUGAUACAGUGAUUCGCGAGAAGCUGACGAAAUUAGAAGAGAAAGAAGGACAAAUCAAUGAGGAUGAUGAUGAAGAAAAACGGAAUGAUGAUGAUGAUGAUGGAAGCGAAAAAUCGGCAGUUGACGAUGCUGAAAAUGCACUUUCCGAUGAUGAUUAUCAAGAAGAAGACAAUGAUUAUAUAUCGAAUUAUUUCGAUAAUGGUGAAGGUUAUGGUGAUGCUGGAAGUGAUGAUAAUAUGGAUGGAGACGAAUAUUAG
Messenger RNA from Caenorhabditis bovis, 672 nucleotides. The record is from the annotation of a GenBank genome assembly. Lineage: Eukaryota; Metazoa; Nematoda; Chromadorea; Rhabditida; Rhabditidae.